Molecule: messenger RNA, 772 nt
Organism: Sinocyclocheilus rhinocerous
Lineage: Eukaryota; Metazoa; Chordata; Actinopteri; Cypriniformes; Cyprinidae
Gene: mkrn2os.1
Product: MKRN2 opposite strand, tandem duplicate 1
Exons: 4
Coding region: 78-746 (222 amino acids)
Source: RefSeq, a predicted model, not a curated record
ACCAGCGCGCUGAGAACGAAACCGACGCGAGAUCAGCGUCAGAGCACGACAGGUAGCGCGAGACCAGGUGAGCGCUAAUGGAGAGAGCCGUGAUCAAAUACAGGCACUGCGGAAGAAACAUUCACCGUUUCUCAGCUCCAGACGCCUCAUACUCUCCUCGAGCCGAUGAUUCACAGCGCAGGUGUCCGGUCUGUCAGCAGACUCUCGCAUUUGGACUUUUAGACGCACCUGUUGCGCUUACCUGUCCGAUUAGAAAUGGACACACAGUCCCCUGUGCAUUUCUGAUAGGAUCUAUGCACGGACCAUCACAUCUUGGAGAAUGGCAUGACACAGAGAUUCACGUGGGACUCUCAAAUUCAGAAGGUCUGGUCUAUAACUACACCCUGUCAGGGGUCCGGAGAGACGUCCGCGGCUGGGAACAGUGUGUCAGCAUACGGCUCUGCCCUCCGUGGAGACAUGAGCUCAGGGAAUCAUGGGACAGAGAGCUGGAGCAGUUUUCUGCACUGCCAGAAUGGGUCUCAGAGCGGUUUGAUGAGGAAAGGGAGUUUGGAUCGUGCUGUUAUGGUUUCGCUCUGACCUUCAUUAACCACAUGCGCUCGUUGGAUGGGAAAGCAUCUCUGAGCAGAGACCAGUUCACAGGAUCUCACAUUUUACCCAGAAUGAAGACCGUGUCGCUAUACAUCAACAUCUAUCAUGCAAUAUUACAACAUGGAUUUUACAUCGCUAAUACAGAUCAUGACAUGUGAUACACGCUUCUUCAUAAAACACUAUA